Molecule: messenger RNA, 993 nt
Organism: Papilio polytes (common Mormon)
Lineage: Eukaryota; Metazoa; Arthropoda; Insecta; Lepidoptera; Papilionidae
Gene: Rpe
Product: ribulose-phosphate 3-epimerase
Exons: 4
Coding region: 151-840 (229 amino acids)
Biological process (GO): carbohydrate metabolic process; pentose-phosphate shunt; pentose-phosphate shunt, non-oxidative branch
Cellular component (GO): cytosol
Molecular function (GO): D-ribulose-phosphate 3-epimerase activity; metal ion binding
Source: RefSeq, a predicted model, not a curated record
ACUUUGACACAUUGUUUGGAAAAUAAUCAUAACAUAACCUUGAUUAUCUAAGUUCGAUGUAGGGAUAACAUUAACCUUCCUUGUUAACCUAAUAAGUACCAUAAUAAUUUCAUUACUAAUAGUUUAAUUAAACUUGUGCUGUACACAAACAUGAGUCGUUCAUUGAAAGCUCUUAUUGGACCUUCCAUUCUUAACUCGGACUUAUCAAAAUUAUUUGAAGAAUCUCAAAAACUACUGGAUAAUGGUGCGGAUUACUUGCAUUUAGAUGUGAUGGAUGGACACUUUGUUCCCAACUUAACCUUUGGUCAUCCAAUUGUUAAAUGUUUGCGGAAUCAUAUAAAAGAUGCUUUUUUUGAAACCCAUAUGAUGGUAUCUAGACCAGAACAGUGGAUAGUGCCAAUGGCUGAAGCAGGUGUGAAUCAGUACACAUUUCAUAUUGAACCCGUUACAAAUGUAGAAGAGAUUUGUCGCAAAAUAAAGGAACAUGGAAUGAAGGCUGGAGUUGCAAUCAAGCCAGGCACACCUGUUGAAGAGGUGGAAGAAUAUAUUUCAGUCGCAGAUAUGGUGCUCAUUAUGACAGUAGAGCCAGGAUUUGGAGGUCAAAAAUUUAUGGAGGACCAGAUGACCAAAGUCCAGUACCUCAGACAGAAUUACCCAAUACUAAAUAUUGAGGUUGACGGUGGUGUUGGACCUACAACAAUAGAUUGUUGCGCUAAUGCUGGAGCAAACAUGAUAGUAUCAGGGACCGCUGUUACUGGGUCAAAAGAUCAAAUGGCAACAAUCAAAUUACUCAGAGAUACUGUACAAACAGCUAUUGAUAAGCUUAAAAAUACUAAAUAGGUCAAUUAAGAAACAAUUUCUAUACAAAAGGUUAACUAUUAUAUACAUUUUAUAUAGGGUUUUAAGAGUAAACUUUGUUUGAACUUGUUUUGUAAGGGUCCAAUGGUCCAUUCCUAUUUUUGUACAAUUUUAAAUAAAAGUACAGUUAUUUUA